AAUAUGUCUGUCAGCGUGGACCGUAAGCUGUAUCCUGAUCAGCUAGUGUUUACGGCGAUCUGGGGACUUUACUGAACGCUGAUCGGCGAAGGGAUCAGCUCCAAGUUAUGUUAAAUAGUUUGCAAUUUACAGACAGCAAUCGACGGUUGGAAAAACACGAUUUUAGGUCUGGAGUGUCGCGGCCAGUGGUUGGAGGCAGGAUGAACAUUGGGACCGACAAAGAACUCAGUGAUCUCCUGGACUUCAGUGCAAUGUUUUCUCCACCAGUAGGCGGAAAUCAGCCCAUGAAGAACGGGCCCCAUAACAUGGAUAAUAUGUACCCGGGUGUGAGACCAGACGACACUGGAGCAUGGGUGUCCCCAAAUCAGCAGUCCAACCCUGGGGGUCAAAACUACGAGUCUCGGGGACAGAUGUACGAAGCCAGUUAUAAUGGUCAAAGUGAUAUGCACCCUUUUUUACACAAUGACAUGAACUCUAUGUCAAAUAAAAAUGCUGAUCUAAAUUACGGGCGGCCGUACUCAUCACGGGAUGGGGGUAUGCCUCCUCAGGGCAUGAUGGGUAACAGUAUACCCAUGUCACCUGACUCCUUGUCUCCGGCGGGGAAGCCCGGCUCUCCAUAUUAUCACUACAGUAAGCGAUCAUCAGUGGAAGAAACGAUACGAGGUGGCAGGGCAAAUAUAAAAUAUACAUCUCCAGGUACGGCUUCCAAACGAAGAAAAAACAAUAUGGUGUAUUCACAGAACCCUGAUGAAUAUGGGCAGGACUUGCCGCGGUACCCUUCCCCCAAGUCAGGGCUGUACGGCGGUGAACCCUCAUAUUACACGGACGCGCCUCACAACACAAAUGAUCUGUGGUCCAACAACAACAACGGUUUGGCCUCAUCAACGUCCUACCCCUCAAGUUCCACCUCACAUUACACGCAGUCUUCAUCAUACGGCUCCAUGCACCAUCCCCACGAUAUGGGCCUAUAUCUGUCUGAACUUUAUCAGAACACGUAUUUGCUCAAAAAACAUGAAUUUGUGACCGAUUUGAUGGGCUACUCGACCUUAUCACCCGGUCAUAAUGCAAUGAUGACCCCAGGUCUUCCUCCUAUGUCCAUAUUCCGGCCGGACGGUCAGUUACCGCCCUCGUCAUCCGGCUACUCAAACACGUCCCCGACGGUCAAUGGUUCGGAGAUAAUCAACAGUCGAGGAUCCCAGGGCAGCUCCCAAACAGGGGAUGCUCUGGGCAAAGCUUUAGCAUCUAUUUAUCCAGCUGAACACACCAGUAGUAGCUAUGGUUCAAAUCCAACAACACCUGUAUCUUCUCCACCGCCCAUGACAGGUCCCGGAACAUGGAACAGACCGACUACACAAAGCACUACCUCACCAUUUGAAAGUCACCUUCAAUCCUUGGUGAGUGCCCCAGGCCAGAGCCAAAGUCGGAUGGAAGAGAGACUGGACGAUGCUAUACAUGUUUUACGCAAUCACGCGGAGGGUCAGAUGCCUGGCCUCCCUAGCCAUCCCACAAUACCCGGCAUGAUGCCGCCACAUUCCAAUGGAAUUAUGGGUAACAUGAGUGGCUACCCGGGAAUGGGCAUGCCCAGUCACCUCGAUUCUCAUCUGGGCGGUCCGCACAGCUUAGGGGACACAGGGCGUGGCCAGACCAGCCUGUCAUCAGUAUCCUCCGACCAACAGAAGCCUUACGAUGUUCUUCAUAGUGAUGAUGGUAGUGGGAAGACAACCGAUGGUAGCAUCAAGGUGGAAAAAUUAGAAUCGGACAAUUCAAAGAAAACAAAACCGAUAAAACCAGACCCUCUAGACGACACUGAAAUUGGCGGUCCACACUCUAACCAAUCAGCAUCUUCCAGUUCUAAUGCCCCGCCUUCCAAGAGAUCGCGACGCAGCACUGAGCAGGCCACUGGAGAUGAAGAUGAGUCGCCGGAGACAAAAGUGGAACGAGAGCGAUUGCGACGUCAAGCUAACAAUGCUCGGGAAAGUGACGAACCAGAGGACCCCGAACAAGCUGCUUUGAGACGCCAAGCGAAUAAUGCUAGGGAAAGGGUUCGAGUUCGAGACAUUAAUGAAGCGUUCAAGGAGCUCGGUCAGAUGGUGACAUUACAUGUGGGGAGUAACCAGCCACUGACAAAGUUGAUGAUUUUACAACAUGCUGUCAACGUGAUUACAUCAUUGGAGCAACAAGUUAGAGAACGAAAUCUAAAUCCCAAAGCAGCAUGUCUGAAGAGGCGAGAAGAAGAAAAGACAGAAGAGCUUCCUGGACGUUCGAUGAGCGCAGAGGAGCUCGCACAGCAGGCCGCAUUAGCGGGUAAGAUCUUGGGAGGACUAUUUCAGCAAGCAUGAGCAGGUAAUGACAAACCAGCAACCAGAAACAAUGGAGAUCUGGGCGACCACAAACUUGGACCAACCUAGGUGGCGCUGUAAAAACAGUGGUUCCAGGUUGCUAUGGCAACAUGUGCUGUGAUGACCCAUGACCUUUUGAGAGACCUUUUUACAGACUCCACUGACCGAAGAGUUCUUCCUAACCUGUACAUUGUGUUUACAAAGCUACUGAAAACAUUUGUGCCUGGGCGUCAGUGUCGUUGUCGUCAUCGGCCUGGUCUUCCGGGGACAGAAAGCUGCCUUAAGAGGGUUGUCAAGGGAGCUAACUGUGCCAUCCUCAGGAAACUGGUGUGACGUUAUUAAGCGAGAUUUUAGUCAUGUUAGGCAGAGACCUCCGAGGGUAGCCUUUGAGGGUACGUGCUGCUGCCGUCAUUGUCAUGGAGACGGACACAUUCAACGUUCGUGUCACAGCAUGAUGUGAAUGUGACACUAUUGCGAGGUUUAUCUUUUCAUUUUUUAGGAACCUUUUUUGUUACCUCUGUAGGUCUUUUAUUUGCGACCUGUUGAAGCACCUGUUGUCUCAGUUGGGUACCCUCGUGCGUAUUCAUGAAGGGGUUAAGCUGGGCCAUUCAGCUAAGACAGGUUUCACCAGUCGGCCAAUCACAGGACGUCAAUGUCUGUUCUCACUCUCCAGGGCUGCACACUUUUCACAUCCCUGUGGAUUUGCAACCUCAGGACGUCGUAGACUCUCACGAAUCACCUCCUGUCACCAUGGAAACGACCUUGACCCAGCAGAGCUGACAUUUUAAAGUGCUAAAAGCUUGGGGCUGCGAUCAAACGUCACCAGAAUCUUUAUAACUUAUAGAGGAGGCGCUAUUUUUUUAAGAGGACUCGACUUUGGUGUAUCUGUGCAUUUUACCCUCAGACCCCGACCCCUCCCCGACCCCCCUCCAACAUUCUUGUCGUACUUCCCCAGAUUCCUG
This is a messenger RNA of Liolophura sinensis, 3301 nucleotides long. Its product is annotated as transcription factor 12-like. The record is from RefSeq and is a predicted model, not a curated record. Lineage: Eukaryota; Metazoa; Mollusca; Polyplacophora; Chitonida; Chitonidae. Gene Ontology annotation, molecular function: DNA-binding transcription factor activity, RNA polymerase II-specific; protein dimerization activity; RNA polymerase II cis-regulatory region sequence-specific DNA binding. Gene Ontology annotation, cellular component: chromatin; transcription regulator complex. The transcript has 22 exons. Gene Ontology annotation, biological process: regulation of transcription by RNA polymerase II. The coding region runs from base 108 to 2339 and encodes 743 amino acids.